Messenger RNA from Wickerhamiella sorbophila, 570 nucleotides. Its product is annotated as Putative tyrosine-protein phosphatase OCA1. Gene Ontology annotation, molecular function: phosphatase activity. Lineage: Eukaryota; Fungi; Ascomycota; Dipodascomycetes; Dipodascales; Trichomonascaceae. Gene Ontology annotation, biological process: protein dephosphorylation. The coding region runs from base 1 to 570 and encodes 189 amino acids. The transcript has a single exon. The record is from RefSeq and is a predicted model, not a curated record.
AUGCAGGAGGCGGAAAUCCCUGAAACGGGUCUGGUAAAUCUGUCAGAUAUCAAAUCGCACAAUAUAUUUAUUCCGCCCCUCAAUUUUGCCCCCGUCCAGCGCCAGCUUUAUCGUUGCGGCGAACCAACUGUUUUGAACUUCGAGUUUCUUCAGCUGCUCAAAAUAAGGACAGUCGUGUGGUUAGCUGCUGAAGACCCAAAAGAUGCGUUUUUGGCAUUCACUGAUAAUAAUGAUAUCAGCUUCGAGCAUCUUGGAAUCCUGGCCGAAGGUGCAAACCCGUGGGACGACAUCACAGAUUACACUAUUAAAGCUGCUUUGGAGAUCUUGCUGGACAAGUCUCGCUACCCCGUAAUGGUUUGCUGCGGUAUGGGCAGACACCGCACCGGAACAGUUGUUGGGUGUUUGAGAAAGCUUCAGGGAUGGUCGUUCGCCAGUUUGGUCGAUGAGUAUGGCAGGUUUGCAGGCCCAAAAGGCGAGCGGGUAUCUGUUGAAAUGAAAAUUGAACAGUUCGACACUAGCGUCGUUCAAGUUUUUGACCCCCCGGAGUGGUACAUCAAGACCACGUCUUAA